AUGGAUUCCAAUUCUCCUCACAUCUUCAUUGAUCGUUUAAUCGCUGAAUUGUCACAGCCAGCACUGUCAAAGACUAUAAAACCACUGAUGCUAACAUUGCACUGUCUGUUUCCAAAUGACUUCCUCCCUGCUCUUGAUAUCCUCGAUCGCAAACUAGUACGUCGGAUUGUACGCUCAGAUCGAUCUUCCACAUCCCAGAUCCAAGAGGACAUUUUCGUCGUAUUAUCUACAUCAAUUCCGCCUUCACUUCCCGGCUCCUCAAUCCCCUCCCAAGAAAAGGGCUAUGAGGUUAGGCUGCGUGCCUGGAAUUGCAGCUGUCCUACAUUUACCCUGUCUGCAUACCGAGACCCUCAACUCCUGCAUGAUUCGACAAACAAACAGAACCAGUUGGCCUACUCAUUUGGCGGAACCUUAGCUCGUGGUACGGCUCGGGUGUCGCCUCCUACCUGCAAACAUAUUCUCGCCUGUAUUCUACAUGCACGGUGCCCUGAGCUGUUCGGGGUUGAUGGGGAUGACAGGCUCGCCGUUUCCAAGGAGGAACUGGCAGGCUGGUGUGCUGGUUGGGGUGGUUGA
Messenger RNA from Penicillium roqueforti, 573 nucleotides. RefSeq lists its product as uncharacterized. NCBI's taxonomy places the organism in Eukaryota, Fungi, Ascomycota, Eurotiomycetes, Eurotiales, Aspergillaceae. The record is from RefSeq and is a predicted model, not a curated record. Gene Ontology annotation, molecular function: zinc ion binding. The transcript has a single exon. The coding region runs from base 1 to 573 and encodes 190 amino acids.